UUGUAUUCAAGAGUUACAACAAAAAUGUCCACCACUUUCGGUGUCGUCGAUUACAUGAUAUUCAUAGCAAUGCUAAUGAUGUCGACGGCAAUCGGCUUGUAUUGGUCGUGGAAAGACCGCAACAAUACCGACGCCAAUGAAUUUCUCAGAGGUGGUAACCACAUGUCUGUACUGCCGGUGUGUAUGUCAAUAAUGGCCAGUUUUAUGUACAGCACUAGUAUUAUCGGUAUUCCCGCUUACGUAUACUUUACGGGCACUCAAAUCUGGGUGACGGUCGUACCGGCUGUGUUGGCCGCCACUAUCGCCUGCGAGAUAUUCAUUCCCGUCUAUUAUCGCAUGAAAUUGGUUUCAGUCAAUCAGUACAUUCACCUCAGAUUUAAUUCACAUAAACUCAGAGUUGUGGCCAAUAUAUCCAUACUUGUGUCUUAUGGAGCGUCUGAGUCGGGAGGCAUAGCCCAGGCCUUUGACAGGGCUUAUAUUGGCGGUAGAAUUGAGUUCUGGAACACAAGUCAACUACAAGUGCAACGAUCGGUAUCGAUGCCAACUUUGAGGGCCGCCAAACGGGCCCUAUAUUGCGCUGUUCCGGGCUGUAUAACAAUCCUUUCGCUAAUAGUCCUAACGGGUGUACUCAUGUACGCCCGGUAUUACGACUGCGACCCUAUGCGCACCGGUCGAGUCCACCGACCCGACCAACUCGUGCCCUACUUUGUGACCGACAUUUUUGGCGACCGUUACCCCGGUAUGACCGGUGUGUUUGUCGCGGCCGUAUUCAGUAGCUCACUGUCCACACUGUCGUCGGGUCUGAACGCGGUGAGUUCACUCAUUUAUGAUGAUUAUGGUAAACGUUGGGUGCCUCAGAAGCAAGCUAUAUGGUUUACAAAACUACUGGCUGUGGCAAUCGGCCUACUGACCAUCAUGAUGGCAUUUGUGAUGAGCGAGAUGAAUAGCAUACUUGAGUGCACGUUCAAACUGUACGGAGCGACCAAUGGCCCGAUGUUCGCCCUGUUUUGUAUGGGCCUAUUCUGCCCAUGGGCAAACUCGUGGGGUGUCGGCUUUGGCUUUAUCACUGGUCAACUGUUUGGCAUUUGGCUUACUAUUGGGUCGGUUGUGGACAAACAGACCGAUGUUCUCUAUAUGGCUUUGCCCACCAGCACUGAUGGCUGCGCCACUCAAAACAUUACGGUCAUUAUGCCCGGCGCUAAUCUCUCGACGCUCACACAUUAUAAGAUUCCCCAAUAUUAUCCGACAGGUUAUCAAUUGGUUCACCACAUGAGCCCCCUAUAUGUGCCGACUAUUACCUUCUUAAUAACUCUAAUAUUGGGUAACGUGGUCAGUCUACUAACACUGGGCAACAAAGACCAAACUAUAGACCCAAAUCUCGUUCAUUUGAAUGUGUGUCGAAUGUUGGAAAAAAUUCUGCCUCAAAGUUGGCAACAAUUCCAGACCAAAGCGGACGAAAUGGUGAAAAUGACCGGUCAGUCAACUGAUGGCGGCUCCGACCGCCUCCCAGAGGCAGAAACACCUUUAAGCCAGUUGUCUGACCAGCAGAGCGUUUGA
This is a messenger RNA of Medioppia subpectinata, 1557 nucleotides long. Lineage: Eukaryota; Metazoa; Arthropoda; Arachnida; Sarcoptiformes; Oppiidae. The record is from the annotation of a GenBank genome assembly.